Molecule: messenger RNA, 2587 nt
Organism: Emericellopsis atlantica
Lineage: Eukaryota; Fungi; Ascomycota; Sordariomycetes; Hypocreales; Bionectriaceae
Product: cell division cycle protein 48
Exons: 3
Coding region: 39-2318 (759 amino acids)
Biological process (GO): mitotic spindle disassembly; autophagosome maturation; retrograde protein transport, ER to cytosol
Cellular component (GO): VCP-NPL4-UFD1 AAA ATPase complex; cytosol; nucleus
Molecular function (GO): ATP hydrolysis activity; polyubiquitin modification-dependent protein binding; ATP binding
Source: RefSeq, a predicted model, not a curated record
ACGACGAUAACAGCAUUAUCGCCCUGUCAGAGGCUACGAUGGACACACUGCAGCUCUUCCGUGGCGAUACGGUUCUGGUCCGUGGAAAGAAGCGCAAGGACACCGUCCUUAUCGUCCUCGCGGACGACGAGCUCGACGAUGGUAGCGCCCGCAUCAACCGUGUUGUUCGCCACAACCUUCGGGUCAAGCAUGGCGAUAUGAUCACCAUUCACCCCUGCCCCGAUAUCAAAUACGCUAAGCGGAUCGCGGUCCUCCCCAUCGCCGACACCGUCGAGGGUAUCACCGGCUCUCUUUUCGAUGUUUUCCUCGCCCCUUACUUCCGGGAAGCUUAUAGGCCCGUGCGCCAAGGAGACCUCUUCAUAGUACGUGGAGGCAUGAGGCAAGUGGAGUUCAAAGUGGUCGAGGUCGAUCCUCCAGAGUACGGUAUAGUUGCCCAGGACACAGUCAUCCACUGCGAAGGCGAUCCUAUUGAGCGCGAUGAGGAGGAGAACAACCUGAACGAGGUUGGCUACGACGAUAUUGGUGGCUGCCGCAAGCAGAUGGCUCAGAUUCGUGAGAUGGUAGAGCUUCCUCUCCGUCACCCGCAGCUGUUCAAGUCCAUCGGUAUCAAGCCCCCGAGAGGUGUUCUGCUAUACGGUCCCCCUGGUACCGGUAAGACUCUCAUGGCUCGUGCUGUUGCGAACGAGACCGGUGCGUUCUUCUUCCUCAUCAACGGCCCUGAGAUCAUGUCCAAGAUGGCCGGUGAGUCCGAAUCGAAUCUGCGCAAGGCUUUUGAGGAAGCCGAGAAGAACUCUCCCGCCAUCAUUUUCAUCGACGAAAUCGACUCGAUCGCUCCCAAGCGUGAGAAAACGAACGGUGAAGUUGAGCGUCGUGUCGUCUCUCAGCUCCUCACUCUGAUGGACGGCAUGAAGGCUCGCUCCAACGUCGUUGUGAUGGCCGCCACCAACCGUCCCAACUCGAUCGAUCCUGCCCUGCGCCGUUUCGGCCGUUUCGAUCGCGAGGUCGACAUUGGUAUCCCUGACCCCACAGGCCGUCUUGAGAUCCUCCAGAUCCACACGAAGAACAUGAAACUUGGUGAUGAUGUCGAUCUGGAGCAGAUCGCGUCUGAGACGCACGGUUAUGUCGGUUCCGAUGUGGCCGCCCUGUGCUCGGAGGCUGCCAUGCAACAAAUCCGCGAGAAGAUGGAUCUGAUCGAUCUUGAUGAGGACACCAUCGAUGCCGAGGUUUUGGAUUCUCUUGGUGUAACCAUGGAGAACUUCCGCUUUGCCCUUGGGGUGUCCAACCCCUCUGCACUCCGCGAGGUCGCUGUUGUCGAGGUUCCCAACACCCGCUGGGAAGACAUUGGUGGUCUCGAGGGCGUCAAGCAGGACCUCCGCGAGUCCGUUCAGUACCCCGUCGAUCAUCCGGAGAAAUUCCUCAAGUUCGGCAUGUCGCCCUCGCGCGGUGUCCUGUUCUUCGGUCCUCCGGGUACCGGUAAGACGCUGUUGGCAAAGGCCGUUGCCAACGAGUGCUCUGCCAACUUCAUCUCCGUCAAGGGUCCUGAGCUGUUGAGUAUGUGGUUCGGUGAGUCGGAGAGCAACAUUCGUGAUAUCUUUGACAAGGCUCGCGCCGCCGCCCCUUGCGUUGUCUUCUUGGACGAGCUCGACUCAAUCGCCAAGGCUCGUGGCGGCUCUAUGGGCGAUGCUGGUGGCGCCUCUGACCGUGUCGUCAACCAACUGCUCACUGAAAUGGACGGAAUGACGUCAAAGAAGAAUGUCUUCGUCAUUGGUGCGACCAAUCGUCCUGAGCAGCUUGACCCUGCCCUUUGCCGUCCUGGACGUCUGGACUCUCUCAUCUACGUGCCCCUGCCCGAUGAGCCUGGCCGUCUCGGCAUCCUCAAGGCUCAGCUUCGCAAGACCCCUGUCUCCAACGACGUCGACCUUGGCUAUAUUGCGGCCAAGACCCACGGCUUCUCCGGUGCCGAUUUGGCCUUCAUUGCCCAGCGUGCCGUCAAGAUUGCCAUCAAGGAGGCCAUCACUGCUGACAUUGAGCGUACCAAGGCUCGAGAGGCUGCUGGCGACAACGACAUGGAGGUGGACGAGGACGCCGAGGACGCCGUGCCCGAGCUGACCAAGGCUCACUUCCAGGAGGCUAUGCAGAUGGCUCGCCGCUCGGUCACUGACGUCGAGGUGCGCCGUUACGAAGCCUUUGCCCAGCAGAUGAAGAGCGCCGGCCCAGGCGCUUUCUUCAAGUUCCCCGAGGGUGACGAGGCCGCUGCCGGAGGUGAUUCAAACAAUGCCUUUGGCGAUGCCGGUAACGACGACGACCUCUACAACUAAGCGAAGGGUGCAUGCAUGUUGGGGGAUGAGGAGACUCAAUCUUUUGUAUUCUACACUUACGCGCGAGACCAUACGCACUGACGUCCGUCGGAACGAGGAGCAACCUUGUCACGCUGGAGUUGGUGCGCUGGGAGGUGAACCACGGCGGGCUAUGCAGGGUACCCGCAGACGAGGUCACCUAGUAUGCAGAUUGAGGUGCUACAUAAUUCGGUAGACUGGACUUCAAUGAUAGAAAUGAAUGAAAUUCACGAUGCAUUUACUCAAACCAA